This is a messenger RNA of Pecten maximus, 1899 nucleotides long. RefSeq names its product protein SET-like. Lineage: Eukaryota; Metazoa; Mollusca; Bivalvia; Pectinida; Pectinidae. The record is from RefSeq and is a predicted model, not a curated record. The coding region runs from base 41 to 847 and encodes 268 amino acids. Gene Ontology annotation, molecular function: chromatin binding; histone binding. The transcript has 8 exons. Gene Ontology annotation, biological process: nucleosome assembly. Gene Ontology annotation, cellular component: chromatin; nucleus.
AAUUUCCACUGCGCAUGCCCAGCCUCUGUGUUCCUGAAAUAUGGCGACUCCAGCGAAAGUCAGUAAGCCUGACGCUAAAAACAAUCAUGAAAACGCCGACGAACAAGCAGAUAAAGAACAACAGGAGGCGAUUGAGCAAAUAGAUGAAGUGCAGAAUGAAAUAGACCGUUUAAAUGAACAAGCGAGUGAAGAGAUACUUAAAGUUGAACAAAAAUACAACAAAUUAAGGCAGCCAUACUUCCAGAAGAGGUCUGACUUGAUCGCAAAAAUUCCUAAUUUCUGGGUCACUGUUUUUGUUAAUCACCCUCAAGUAUCUGCACUGUUAAAUGAAGAGGAUGAGGAGGCUCUUCAGUUCUUGUCUAAGGUUGAAGUACAGGAGUUUGAGGACAUCAAGUCUGGCUACAAAAUCAACUUUUUCUUCGAUGGUAACCAGUACUUUGAGAAUGAAGUCAUAUCAAAAGAGUUUCAUCUAAACGACACAGGCGAACCUUCAUCGAAAUCAACACCAAUUAGAUGGAAAGCAGGCAAAGAUCUAACAAAGAAGUCCAGUACCCCGAGUAAGGGAGGACGUAAGAGGAAUAUGGAGGAGCAGGAAUCCUUCUUCUGUUGGUUCACAGAUCACGGCGAUGCUGGUGCUGAUGAGCUUGGAGAGGUGUUGAAGGACGACAUCUGGCCAAACCCCUUACAGUACUACUUGGCAUCAGAAAUGGAGGAGGAGGGUGGAGAUGAUUUGGAUGAUGAAGAUCUUAUGGAGGGGGAGGAAGAUUUUGACGGUGAAGAAGAGGAGGGAGAUGAGGAUGAUGUUGGAGAGGAUGAUGCAGAAGAUGACGCAGAAGAUGAGGGUUGAUCUUUGUCUUAACAUUUAUAUUGUUUCAUUGUCGUUCAUUUUAUCAUCACAUUUUUCAUCGGUCAUGUUUCAUUUGGAGUCGUCUGUCAGUUGUCGUCGUUGCAUAUCGACCAUCCGGUCGCUACAGAAGUGGACCAUCUCAUGGAUAUUCAAGACAUUGUGACAUUUGUAUGGACAAAAAACUAAACCACCAGUAGUUUCAGACAGUUUAUAAGAUUUGUGUUCAUAAUGUAAUGAAAGGCAGGUAUAUAUAUCGGUGUCUUUGGAAGUGUUUCAUAGGACUUGCCUGCAGAUGAAAACCUUUUUAAUUCUUCAGCUGGGUACAAAUGAAUUCAUAAUUGUUCUAGGAUAAGAUUACUUCUUAGUAAUGAUGUUUGUUUUCUUUGUGGGUCAGGGGGAUGCAUUUUUCUUUUGUUAAGUGUUUGUAUAGAUGUAGAGUACAGUGUUUCUCCAUCCUCUUGUGUUCAGGUCAGCCAGGAAUAAUUAAGAAAGCUGUAUGAAAUGGGCUUAUACUGUCUAUGCAGCAAAUCCCGGACCAGCUGAAUUUGAAUCAUUCACUCCAUAUUGCACUGUAUCAUGCGAGGUUUGAUUUAAUUUCCACCAGUAAGAAAGCUUUGUGUGAAGUUCUGUAUGCAUAAGACAGUCCCAGAAUGUUUUCCGGAUUCCAUGGGCUUUAAAUUAAGGAAGUGUUCGCAGAAUCAUUGUUAUGAAAUCAGUAUGAAUAUCUUCGAAUGAAAGAUAUAGAAACCGCAACUUUUUGAAGAUCAAAAGAAAGAUAAUAUUGGAAUUUAAAAUCCAAAUAAAAAUGAUUGUUUAGACAACUUGACAUUGUCAUUUUUGUGUGUCAUGAAAGAUUUCACCAAACUGAAACAUGUCAUUCAUUUUGUUAUUGUGUAUUAAGUCAUCUCAAUAUUUUUGAUUUUUUUUAACAUGUUGAUCUAUAUUUAGGGGUACCAAUUCAUUUGGUUUUACCAGUAGUUUAAUACAAUUGGCAGUCCCCACUUCAAUACAUGUAAGGGUCAGUUAUCAGAAUAAAUUUGCAUGUAUUUUUA